Molecule: messenger RNA, 2889 nt
Organism: Seminavis robusta
Lineage: Eukaryota; Bacillariophyta; Bacillariophyceae; Naviculales; Naviculaceae
Source: the annotation of a GenBank genome assembly
CGACACCAUCGUGAGGGGAGCUGGGUUGUUCCGUUCCUUUGAGGCCGUACUGUACUUUCACGGCAAGAGUAAGUUUGCCAACAAAACAACUAACUGCAAAGUACCGUACGCUGCUUGGCUUGUGUACCGGUACGAAUGGUGCGAAGCUAUUUCGCCCCAAUUGUGGCAACAAAUCCAAGCCCUCAUCCACCGCUACGGUACGACACUCGCUACGAUAAUAUCUAGCUAGCUACCUAGAGCUCGGCUAUAUAGACAAUGGCAGAGACUGCUGCUGACACACAUUCAUGUAAUUACUUACUGUAGAAAUUUUUAACGCACUAUCUUUUGGGGGGUGACGGUCCUUGCCAUCUUAAUAGUUUGCUGUUUCUCCUCAUCGUCCAUCCAUUGCAAUGGAUAUGCAAUUGAAUGACUUACAAAUCUUUAUAUUCGGGAUACUUUUCCUUGAGAGCAGCCAAUUCUUUGGAUUCGCGAAACUGGGUGGGCCAUUUUCCUCCGACUUUCAUGGCCAUUUGAUGAGGAUUGGAAAUGUAAUGCAAUCCAUUAAAGGAGAGACCUCCCAUAAAGGCACCAUUGACAAAACCGGCCACAAGCGCCACGGGAAACGAUUUGGUCAUGGCACCCAUGACCAUACCCGCCGCGAAACCACCACCGGCCGAAUUCCAAUGCGGACUGGUCUGUUCGGGAUCUCGCAACGAUUCCAUCAUACAUUCGACUCCGGCAUAUGUCAUGGCGACGGUCGAAAAGGCCGCCAUGGGACGGGCAAAUCCGGAUCGAAAAAACGCCCAAUUGUCGCGCAUUUUAAUGACACCUUUGGGAAAGUAUUCGACGGGAUCGGGUUGCCACGGGACCGACACCAAAUUGUAGAAAAUACCAAAUGUCAAGCCCAUGGCAGCAGCGGUUCCAACGCGUUCCAUACAACCGCCACCGGCCACGUCGGGAAGGGCCGUAAAGGACUUGACCACUGGACCCAACAAAGGAUUGUUGUAGAAAGGACCAAUGCCCUCGUCUUUCGGAUCGCGGCUCAUUAUUAAUAACAAAAAGUCAGUACCUUCCAUUCAUUCAUCCUCAACUGAGAUACCAGCUAUAGCUAGGUAGAAGAUGACUCUCCAAGUGGACGAUUCCUUUGUCUUGUACCAAGAUGGCAUUGGUAUAGAAGAACGAGCUUUGGAGGGACGAACGGCAGUUGCCACCAAACAGUUUUCGGAGUUGUAUACUUGCAUUCUACGAGAAGAACCUGCCAUUGUCAUCGAUGGCAAUUACCACGAUUUUCUAGUCAAGUUUGCUGCCAGUAGUCGCAGCACUCAGCAAUCCAUUCUAGAUAUGUACCAUCCUCCUCUCACAGAAGAAACCAAGAAACGAGAUUCGGCCGUGCGACUCUACCAACAGUUGGAAUCUGAAAAAAGUACACAUGCAUCAUUGAAAGAACAAUACAAGCACCAGUACAAUGUUGACUUUGUCCACAAGCUAUUGGCCAUUUUUGCCUGCAAUGCUCAUGAAUACACAUAUCACAACAACAACAACAACAACAACAACAACAACAACAACACCACCACUACUACCAAGGGCAACUCAGCCGCCCUCUUUGUCAUGGGCUCCAAAAUGGCACAUUCCUGUCAUCCCAAUUUGGCAUACACAUCUCAAACCAAAGCGUUGGAGUAUCGCAUCAUUCGCACACCCGUCCAAAAGGGUGAUGUUUGGACAUUUAGCUAUAUCAGUCGCAAUCUAUACAAAAUACCAACUUACAAACGACGACAUUUUCUGCAACGCACCAAAUCCUUUUUUUGUCACUGCCAACGGUGUCGGGGACCCGAUUAUUGUCGGGUCGUCACAUGUCACACCUGUCACACCAUCCGCAUGCCCUGUAUCUACGACCCUCAAACAUUUCAACCCACGUGGUUUUGUGCGGACUGUGGUACUACAGACGUGCCGGCAUCCUUGGAACGAUCGCUCGAGGAACGACUCGUCACUCUCGAUCUACAACAGUACCUGACAUGCACGGAACCACCCACAGAGCUACAAGCCAUUGCCGAGGAAGCCUCCCAAACGCUAUCCCCAACCCAUCACAUUACCAUUACAGCACUCGAAUACUUGGCACCCAUUCUAACACAGCAAUCCAAACAACAAUCUACUACUGCCUUGAAGAUUCAGGCCGUGACGACGGCAUGUCAAGCCGUGGCUGCUUCUGAAUGUGUGGCUGCCGGGUGCCUCGGAUGCGACACUAGGACUAGUGACAAUGACAACAGCAAACCUCAUCAGCAUGAACCCCUCUAUGAUCGUGCCAUGGCCAUGUGGGAAGCAGCAUCCAGUUUGCUUGAAAUCAGAAGUCAGCCACGGCCACCCCAUGCCGUGGCCAUGGUGCAACGCUAUCUUCCCGUAUUGCAAGGAUUUCAUCAAGGAGGACAAAGCAACAACAGCAAUGACGACAAGAAGGCCAAGCUCUUGCAAGCCUUGCAACGGGAAUUCGGAGACGCAGCAACAACACAAGAACCAGAAUACGACAAUACAUCUUGCAGCGCUUGUGGCAAGUCGUCAUCCAGUCGACUGUUGCGGUGUUCCCAAUGCCAAGCGGUGUGGUACUGCAAUCGCAAAUGUCAGAUACACCAUUGGCGGUCCGGUGGGCACAAACAACAGUGUCGACCCACCGCGAAAACAACAACAGUAACACCAACAGCAACAGUAAAAUGAGGGAAAAGCUCCACAGCAGACAUACAGGUUGCUGUACCGUAGCUUACAAUGAUAAAGACAGGUUGCUGUAACUAUGCAGUACCGGUAGGAGUUUGUGUUUUGUUUUCAAUUUAUUCAUUCAUUUUCUCUACUGAGUAGCAUGGUUGCAUGACUCAGCCAUAAUAAUAUUCAAUUCCACUCUGCUGAUUAGAUUAGAUUCAAUCC